Molecule: messenger RNA, 1520 nt
Organism: Trifolium pratense (red clover)
Lineage: Eukaryota; Viridiplantae; Streptophyta; Magnoliopsida; Fabales; Fabaceae
Product: glycosyltransferase BC10-like
Exons: 2
Coding region: 140-1174 (344 amino acids)
Cellular component (GO): membrane
Molecular function (GO): glycosyltransferase activity
Source: RefSeq, a predicted model, not a curated record
AAAAAAGAAAAAAAUAUAAUAAAAUCCAACACUCCACCACACAUUCAUAACAUUGUUUCUCUUUUUCCCUUUCAUCCCAAACCUUUUUUCAUCAUCUUAAACUGAAACCGCUCCAAAACCCACCAAACCAAAAACACCAAUGUCAUCACCAAUUCUUGUUUCCUUAGCUCUCAUUCUCUCUCUCCCUUUCGUUUUCUUCUUCACCCAACAUCUCCUCCCUCAAUUCUCUCCUGACUCCGACGACCUCUCUCUCUUCCACCGCGCCACCACCACCACCACAACCACCGCCCACACCACCAAUCACUUAUCCACUAAACCUAAAAUCGCUUUCCUUUUUCUCACUAACACUAACCUUACCUUCGCUCCUUUAUGGGAAAAAUUCUUUACUGGUAACAAUCAUCUCUUCAAUAUUUACAUCCAUGCCGACCCCACUUCCUCCGUCGUCUCACCUGGCGGCGUUUUUCAUAACCGUUUUAUUCCUUCCAAAUUAACCCAACGCGCUUCUCCAUCACUUAUUUCGGCCACGCGCCGUUUAAUAGCAUCUGCUCUUUUAGAUGACCCACUUAACCAAUACUUUGCUUUAGUCUCACAACACUGUGUUCCGCUAUUGUCGUUUCGAUUCGUUUAUAAAUAUCUUUUUAAGAAUCAGUUACUGUCGUUGGCUAGUUUUACUGCUAACGACGGUAACUUUUUAUACCCUAGUUUCAUUGAGAUUCUGGCCGAUGAUCAGAAUCUCAAUGAACGGUAUAAUGCUCGCGGAGAGAAUAUAAUGUUGCCGGAGGUUCGAUUUGAGGAUUUUCGAGUUGGUUCGCAGUUUUUUAUCUUGAAUCGGAAACAUGCAAUGGUUGUGGUGAGAGAUAAAAAGCUUUGGAAGAAGUUCAGGUUGCCUUGUGUAAAUGUGUAUUCUUGUUAUCCAGAGGAGCAUUAUUUUCCUACCCUUUUGUCAAUGGAAGAUCCAAAUGGGUGUACUGGUUUUACACUGACAAGAGUUAAUUGGACUGGUUGUUGGGAUGGACAUCCACAUCUUUAUACUCCAGAGGAGGUUUCACCGGAGCUUGUUCGACAGUUGAGGGUAUCAAAUUCAAGUUAUUCUUAUCUAUUUGCGAGGAAAUUCUCGCCGGAAUCUCUUGCGCCGUUGAUGGAUAUAGCUGAUGAUGUCAUUUUCCGGGAUUGAAGCUUGCUUGGGCAUCUUUAUUGGUAUUGGGAAGCGAGAAACUCAUGUUGAUUGAUGCACAAUGCCAGUGUUUUAUUGAUGUGUAUAGAAAAUCUAGUUUCGUCAAUUGUAAAGUUUAGUAGUAUUUUCUUCAAUGUGAAUGUAGGUUUUAGCGUGGAUUGCGCAAAGGAAAAUAUGGUCUCCAAAGGAGUCCGCCUCCGUGCAAGAUAUAUUUAGUAAAAUGUAUGCACAACUUCUAUCCUUAGAAAAUCUAAGAUGGAAAUAGAUUUUAUAUGUUCUGGUCAUCGAAUCUCGUGUACAAAACAAAAUGAAAACAGGCAAUUUCCAAGUUAUUUUCCCUUUGUUA